CAAUUUGAGGAUGGCCCAACAAGCUUCUGAAUCAAUUUCAAGCUGACAGACUACAAGCUAUGUCAGCCCAAUUAUACUAACUUAAUAGGCCCCGCCCAAUUUCUUGUCCAGCUAAGCCCAAUUACUUCUCUUUCUUCCACACGUGCCAUACGUGCUAAAUUAUAAUCUCAGCCUGUUCUGAUCUUAGCUGCUGAAACACAAGAAAUGGAAGAUGCUGAUGAGAGCCACACUUUCUGACAUAAUCCCCAAGCUUCGGCGACUUUCUUCUGUAAAAGAAGUAGAACAAACCCAAGCUAUUAUCAUCAAAGCUGGCCUCUACACCCACCCUUACAUACUUGCCAAUCUCAUCCCCUUCUCGGCCCUGUCCCCAUUGGGAAGCCUAGCGCAUGCGCAGGCCAUGUUCCAAGAAACUAAAAUGGACGACGCUUUCAUUUGUAACACCAUGAUUAGAGCUUACACUAACAGCGUCUUUCCCAUCAAAGCUAUUUAUAUAUACAACCAUAUGCAACAUGUGAAUGCUGGUUCUGACCAUGUCACUUACACUUUUACGCUCAAGGCGUGCGCUAGAGCUUCGAGGUGCGAAGAAGAAGGUGGAGGAUGUAAUGAGUUUGGUGUUACUCGUAAAGGAGCUGAGAUUCAUGGCCGGGUUUUAAAGUUGGGGUUUCAUCGCGAUGCUUAUAUUCAGAAUUCGUUGGUUUAUAUGUAUUCUCGGUGUGGGUUCGUGGGUCUCGCCCGUCAAGUGUUUGAUGAAAUGACCGAGCGAAGUGUUGCGUCAUGGAAUAUCAUGAUAAUGGCCUAUCAUCAGAUUAAUGAUUUCAAAUCGGCGGAUUGCCUUAUUGAGUUGAUGCCUGAGAAAAAUGUGGUUUCAUGGAAUACCUUGAUCGGGCGGCAUGUUAGGUCAGGCAAUAUUGAAGCUGCAAGAAAGGUGUUCCGAGAGAUGCCAGAAAGGGAUGCGGUUUCUUGGAAUUCAAUGAUUGCUGGUUAUGUUCAGGUUAAGAAUUAUGCUGGAGCAUUGGCGCUCUUCGAUGAAAUGCAAAUUGCUGAGGUAGAGGCAACAGAAGUAACGCUUAUAUCUGUUUUGGGUGCUUGUGCUGAGACGGGUGCAUUGGAGAUGGGUAGGAAGAUCCAUGAGUCCUUGAAAGAGAAGAGCUACAAGAUUGAAGGGUAUUUGGGUAAUGCCCUUGUAGAUACGUAUACUAAAUGCGGGAAUUUGAGUUUGGCCUGGGAAGUAUUUAACGAGCUGAAAAUGAAACCGGUAAGUUGCUGGAAUGCAAUGAUUAUGGGUUUGGCCGUCCAUGGUUACUGUCAGCAAGCUUUGGAAUUGUUAGCAGCCAUGGAGUUAAGGCUUGACGGGAUCAGGCCGAAUCGUGUAACUUUCAUCGGUGUUCUAAUUGCUUGUAGCCAUCAGGGUUUAGUGGAAGAAGGACGCCAGCAUUUCAAUCGCAUGAUUAAGGUGUACAAGAUCAUGCCUGAUAUAAAGCAUUACGGUUGCAUGGUUGAUCUUCUGAGCAGAUGGGGAUUGUUAUAUGAUGCUUGGCAGAUGAUUAAAACCAUGCCUUUGCCUCCAACCGCUGUGUUGUGGAGAACUUUGUUGGGUGCUUGUAGGGUUCACUCGAAUGCUGAAUUGGCUGAGGAAUCCUUCCGACAGCUUGCCAAGUUGGAAGUUCUUUGUGAUGGAGAUUAUGUUUUGUUAUCUAACAUUUAUGCUGAAUCUGAGAGAUGGGAUGAUGUUCAGCGAGUUAGGAAUGCAAUGAUUCAUGUUGGAAUUCCGAAGAAACUUGGCUCCAGCAAUAUAGAGAUAAGACAAUGAAACAAGAGUGCAGUUUCAAUUGUAGUUUAACCUUUUUUUUUUUUAUUAUAAAUAUACUGCAAAUGUGACUAAUUUUCCUGUAUUCCUUAUAAUCACUCAUAAUAAAUAUCCCUUUAUGUUUGCCUAAA
Molecule: messenger RNA, 1938 nt
Organism: Corylus avellana
Lineage: Eukaryota; Viridiplantae; Streptophyta; Magnoliopsida; Fagales; Betulaceae
Product: pentatricopeptide repeat-containing protein At3g29230
Biological process (GO): RNA modification
Molecular function (GO): RNA binding; protein binding
Source: RefSeq, a predicted model, not a curated record